AUGCCCAGCAUCACUAUCACCGAUGGGUACACUUUCAAUAACUGGGGCCCGGUGACCACCACCUUCACCGCGCCAGCCAGCUGCGCAACUGCCAGCAAUUUCUUGAUAGGACACAACACAUCGUUUCCUUUCUUUAACUUGGCGACGCAAUGCUCCACAGAUGGCGGUCAUGGCUGUAUCCCCACCGGCACCGUUUCCCCACCUCUUACUCUUGAUCCCAAUCCAAGCGUGAUCUACGAUUUUCCACAUUACUCCCCGGGCUUAUACUGUCCGUCCGGAUGGGCCACCGUGGGAGUAGCCGCCCGCGACGGCGACAAGUCCCCCACCUCGUCGGGUGUUUUAAGUAUCUCGAGUUCAACCAUAACAGAUUCGCGGCUCAUCGAGGUCGACUUCGCCACAUUCAAGAACCCCGCUACGAUGUUACCGGAGCUUCUAGACCCAAGCGAGACUCUCGUGGUUUGUUGCCCUAGUUCCAUGACGGCCAACAUUAAACUCGGCUGUUACUCGGCUGUCUCCGAUCUCGAUGUGACCACGGCAUGUCUUCGUAUACUUGAUGAGUCAGAUAUUGGCACAUCGACAAAAACCUACGCUGUGAAUGGGACCACCUCCACGGAUCUCCUCAUUGUCAUGACUGCUUCGUAUCCUGAUAUUGUCAGCACAACAACCUUCGCUUCUUCGGAAUUGGAUCGGCUUGGCGCAAUCUCUGUUAUGCCUAUGCUUCCACUCGUGCACCAUCAAUCCGAUAUCAAGACAACUGGAACAGCUGGAGCGGCGUCCACAAAGGCUACGUCUACUUCCACCUCGGCGGCUACGUCGAACUUUGCGGUGAGACUUGCCCCAAAUGUCAAUUCGUGGGGUGGAUUGGGUGGUAUCCUCGGUUUAUCACUCGCUGCGAUUGUUUUGGGUGCUGCUAUGGUCUUCCAAUAA
Penicillium samsonianum is the source of this 927-nucleotide messenger RNA. RefSeq lists its product as uncharacterized. The coding region runs from base 1 to 927 and encodes 308 amino acids. The transcript has 2 exons. The record is from RefSeq and is a predicted model, not a curated record. NCBI's taxonomy places the organism in Eukaryota, Fungi, Ascomycota, Eurotiomycetes, Eurotiales, Aspergillaceae.